UCAGCGGCAAAGUUUCCCCGGUUCAGUGUUGACUUGUGUAGACGACGUCGAUUGCUGGCACCAGCUUUUACUUAAAUUUUUUCAUCUAAUCUGAUAAAACUUGAUAAUAAAUAAUAAUUUAAAAAAGUGUCUUUUGUAAAUCGUGCUGUGUAAUUUUGCGCCAUAUGAGGACCGCGAUUUUUAAUUUUAAACUAAAUUCCUAUUCUUCCUUUUCCUUUUCUUCGUAAAUUUCUACCACUAAAAAUGGCGGGGUUUCAAAAAAUCGUGGUAAUUUUUAUAGGAAUACUAACAAUAGUGGCCGCUAUUUCUUAUGACGAAGUCCUCAGCAACGCACUUGGAGAUGCACUGAAUGACGAUGAGUUUGCAAUAAGUGUAAAACAUUUGAAAUUAAAAAAAAGUGAACAUGGAGGUACGGAAACGUUGAUUGCCGCUAAAUAUCCAGAUCCAAAUACUAAAUUUAUUUUUAUGCUUGACCGACGUACCAACACAAUAUUGCUGGAAAUGGUUGAAGAAGGAAAAAAAGGAAGGCAAGAUUUUCAAGUGGGCAGUCUUAAUGUAACCCACCCAAUAAAAAGUAUUAUAUUUCUUGUCCAUCAAAAUAAAGAAAACUCACGAGUCGAUGUUUAUGUUAAUUGCAACAAUCAAGGCGUUAUUCCGAUCAGAAAAACACUGAGAGAUGUUUUCAAUGAGGGAACAGAUUCUGUAUUUCGAGUGUACAAAGAGAGAAAGUAUCACACGAAAAUACACAAAAGCUCGGAAAUUUCGGAAUUAUGGGAACGAGAAGGCUGCCGUACAAAUCUUGAAGAUGUUGAGUACAAAAAAAAUCACAGCACGACUAUUUCCCGUGUCCGUCGACGUGGAGACAUUGGAAUCCAUACAAUUGACGAUUUAAAUUGUAUUGGAGAAGGAACUCUCAUAAAAACUCUGAAUGAAUUAAUAGAAGUUACUAAAAAAAUUUGGAGUGAAGUAGAAAAAAAUACCCAAGAAACUCGAUAUAUAAGAAAAUUAAUUGAAGAGUGUGCAGCUUGUCGUCCAGGAUUUCACGUCGUAGCCGCAACAACAACAACACCAGCACCACCACCACCACCACCUCCACCGCGGCCGUCAUGUAGACAUCAAAGUCCAUGUUACCCAGGUGCCCAUUGUCGUGAUACUGAAGGAGGUCCUGAGUGUGUGGGAUGUCCUCAAGGAUACAUUGGAGAUGGUCGGCAUUGUCAGAGAGUUAAAACAUGUAGUGACAAUCCUUGUUUCCCGGGGGUAAGAUGUCAAAAUACAAGAAGUGGUUACAGAUGUGGACAAUGUCCGUCUGGGUAUACUGGAAAUGGAGAACACUGCCAACGAGUAAGAGGAUGUGACUUGAAUCCUUGCCAUUCCGGAGUGACCUGUCAUCCGACUCAAGAGUAUCCAUACUACAAAUGCGGCGCGUGUCCUGAAGGCUACACUGGAAAUGGGACCAAGUGCCAGGACAUUGACGAGUGCGAUCUGACUCAGCCCUGCGACCCAAGAUCUCAGUGCAUCAACAUCUCCCCAGGAUACAGAUGUCUACCCUGCCCCUCGGGAUUCACUGGAACCGAGUCCGAGGGUAUUGGAAUCGAGUUCGCUCUCAGGAACAAGCAGAUCUGCCAGGACAUUAACGAGUGCGAUGAUGGACGAAAUGGAGGCUGCGUUCCAAAUUCAGAAUGCAUCAACACCAAGGGGUCAUUCAGAUGUGGAUCAUGCAGAAUAGGAUUUGUUGGCAAUCAAACUGUUGGAUGUCGUCCAGCACACAAUAUAUGUCCUGACAGAAUAACUGUGUGCGAUGAAAAUGCUGAUUGUAUUUGCAUUGCUGUUAAUCAAUACACUUGUCAAUGUCAUAUUGGCUGGGCAGGCAACGGAGUUAAAUGUGGAGUUGAUUCUGAUAGCGAUGGGCAUCCAGAUGAGGAACUAAUACUUGAAAACAAUGAAAUAUUUCCGGCAGAUAAUUGUAGAUAUGUACCAAAUAGCGGUCAAGAGGACUCUGAUAACGAUGGCUACGGUGAUUCUUGCGAUGAUGACUCUGACAAUGACGGUGUACUCGAUUCCUCAGACAACUGCCCGUUUCACCACAAUCCCAAGCAAGAAGACACUGAUCGGGAAGGUGCUGAUGGGCAUGGUGACGCUUGCGACAAUUGUCCGUCGAAAUUUAAUAUCGAUCAGAAGGAUACUGAUGGGGAUGGUAUUGGUGAUGCUUGUGACAAUGACAAGGACAAUGAUGGAAUAUUAGAUGAUGAUGAUAAUUGUCCGAUGAAGAAAAAUGAAGAUCAGCGUGACUCUGACGGGGAUGGAGUUGGAGAUGCUUGCGACAACUGUCCAGCUACUCCCAAUCGUAACCAGGAAGACGAGGACAGAGACAGAGUAGGUGAUGCCUGCGAUGACGGUCAUGACAGAGACAAAGACGGAAUUCAAGAUAAUAUUGAUAACUGUCCGGAUAUUCCAAAUUCUGAGCAAACGGACUCUGAUCAUGACGGUAUUGGUGACGAGUGUGAUAAUGAUGCUGACAAUGACGGCGUGCCCAAUCAUUUUGACAAUUGUCGGUUUGUUUACAAUCCAUUGCAAGAAAAUUCACGAGGAGGUGGAUUUGGUGACGCUUGUUGGGAUGAUAAUGACAAUGACACUAUAAUAAAUACACGUGAUAAUUGUCCGAAUAAUAGUCAAGUAUGGACGACUGAUUUUCGUAAAUAUGAAAUAAUCGCACUGGAUCCAGAAGGCGAAGCUCAAAUAGAUCCCAAGUGGCAGAUUCAUCACAACGGAGCUGAAAUUGUUCAAACUCAAAAUAGUGAUCCUGGAAUAGCUGUCGGAUUUGACAGUUUUACUGGAGUUGACUUUGAAGGUACUUUCUACAUUAAUACGGAAAUCGAUGACGACUACGUUGGUUUUGUAUUUUCAUAUCAAAACACACACAGAUUUUACUCAGUGAUGUGGAAAAAAAAUACUCAAACUUACUGGCGUGCUACUCCAUUCCGUGCAGUUGCUGAGCCGGGAAUUCAAUUGAAACUUAUUGACUCAGAAACAGGUCCCGGUAAAAUAAUGCGGAAUAGUUUGUGGCACACUGGAGACACAAAUAAUCAAGUUAAAUUACUGUGGAAGGAUCCAAGAAAUGUCGGCUGGAAGGAGAAAACUUCUUACAGAUGGCAACUGAUACACAGACCCAGUAUUGGACUGAUAAGACUCUGGAUCUUUGAAGGGCCACGUCUGAUUGCCGACUCUGGCAACGUCUUCAACUCGGCCCUCAAGGGCGGACGUCUCGGCGUUUUCUGUUUCUCUCAGGAAAUGAUUAUUUGGUCAGACUUACUUUACAAGUGUAAAGAGAGUGUACCUGAAGCCGUUUGGCGCGAAUUGCCCUCAAAUUUACAAUCUAAAAUAAACAUCGACCCAAGUAAUCCUAAAAUAUCGAGGCUCCAACGGCCUCUACACGAUUAAACAAUAAUAUUUAAUAAUUUAACAAAUUAAUAUAUACAUUUAAUAAUAAUAAUAAUUAUAUAUAUAUUUUUUUUUAUAUUAAAAAAUAAAUAAAUGAUGUAUAAUUAUACUAAUCAAUCAACAGUAUCCUAAAAAUGUUUGUAAAAUUUUAAUUCUAUCGAGGAUAAAUUAUUACAAUCAUGCACAAGCUAAUGUCUUUUAUUUAGUGACUUUAUUGCGCAUAGUAUUAAAUUUCAAAUAUUUAUUGUGGCCAUUGAUAAAUGAUAAUAUAUAUUGAUAAUUAAAUCAAUGAAUGAAUUAAUUAUGUAACGACUUUAUUAAUGAAAUUGAUAUAAGCAGUCUUCUUACAAUCUUGCUCCCUUGCAGCUUGGAAAUAUAUAUUUAUAUAUAUAUAUAUAUAUAUAUAUUUUAAAUAAUAAAAUACAGAAUCAGUCAUUUUAUAAUUGAUAACAAUCAUUAAUCGAAACUAAAUAAAUCGCUAUGUCAAUAAUUAAUUCCGAUACGAUAUCAUGGGAAAAUUCGGUUU
Molecule: messenger RNA, 3964 nt
Organism: Microplitis demolitor
Lineage: Eukaryota; Metazoa; Arthropoda; Insecta; Hymenoptera; Braconidae
Gene: Tsp
Product: cartilage oligomeric matrix protein
Exons: 15
Coding region: 244-3438 (1064 amino acids)
Biological process (GO): cell adhesion
Cellular component (GO): extracellular region
Molecular function (GO): calcium ion binding
Source: RefSeq, a predicted model, not a curated record